Messenger RNA from Zingiber officinale, 729 nucleotides. Its product is annotated as probable deoxyuridine 5'-triphosphate nucleotidohydrolase. The coding region runs from base 1 to 729 and encodes 242 amino acids. NCBI's taxonomy places the organism in Eukaryota, Viridiplantae, Streptophyta, Magnoliopsida, Zingiberales, Zingiberaceae. The record is from RefSeq and is a predicted model, not a curated record. Gene Ontology annotation, molecular function: magnesium ion binding; dUTP diphosphatase activity. Gene Ontology annotation, biological process: dUMP biosynthetic process; dUTP catabolic process. The transcript is spliced from 2 exons.
AUGGAGUCGGAGGGCGGGCUCGGUGGCUCCGGACUGGCUCCGCACUCAGGGCGAGGGCUCGAUUAUCUGGCUAGUAGAGGAGUGCAUGCACUACCAGGAACUCAUUUUACAACUGAACAACUCCAACAGCAACGGUGGACACUAAGACCAUCACUACGGCAAAAUCCAAUGAUUCCAACCCGAGUUAAUACUAGGCCCCUGUUGGAUGGUAGCAUCUCCUUGCAAUUUGAAAGAUAUACACCAACAUUUGAACAUGCAGGGCAUCUGGUCAAUCAGAAAGAUGAAGAAAUGAGCUCACCAGAACGAGAGGUUUUAGCCUAUCUUUCAACAGAAGAACCCCCCAUUCUACAAGUCAAAAGAUUACAUCCUGACGCAGUACUUCCACAACGGCGAAUUGAAGGGGCGGCAGGAUACGACCUAACAAUUAUACAAUCUUGUAAAGUAUCACCAGGAGACCGAGUCUUACUCUCUACUGGGAUAGCUAUUGCUAUACCAGAAGGACAUUAUGGUCGCAUAGCAGCACGAUCAGGAGUAGCUCUUAAAAAGGGGAUACAUAUUGGGGUCGGAGUCAUAGAUCAAGAUUUUAGAGGUGAAGUAAAAAUUUUGCUUUUCAAUCUUAAUUAUGAAACAAUCCUUCUUGUGAAGCAUGAUAUUAUUGCACAACUCAUUAUUGAAAAGAUCAGCUUACCUCAAGUUCUUGAGGUUGAAGAAUUGACAAUAACAGUCUGA